AGGACUUUUUCUUCAUCUUCCUCCUCUGUCCUUUUCCCGAAUUCAACUCAGAGACGAAAUCAUCUUCUCACAGAAGCUACGGAGAGCGAAAAUGCUGGCGUUUCUUCACAAAUCGGUGGCGAAAACUCCCGAGGCAUUGCUGCAGAACCCGCAGGCUGACUCGUCGGUUUCUGCUCUCAAGGAUCGAUCCUUGAUCGGUCAUUUCUCGUCCGUUCGCCCUGGCGCUGUGACGAUCGACCUCGCUUCUGCUGGCUUCAUUGCGUACACUUCUGACAAGCAGAAUCCUCUUCUUCCUAGGCUUUUUGCAGUCGUUGAUGACAUAUUCUGCCUAUUUGAAGGCCACAUUGAAAACGUUGCACAUCUUAAGCAACAGUAUGGCCUAAACAAGACAGCAAAUGAGGUGAUUAUUGUUAUUGAGGCUUAUAGGACUUUAAGGGACAGAGGUCCUUAUCCUGCUGAACAAGUUGUGAGGGACAUUCAAGGGAAGUUUGCAUUCAUCCUGUAUGAUGGUACUUCAAAAGCCGUGUUUCUUGCAUCUGAUGCCGAUGCAAGCGUGCCUUUGUUUUGGGGAGCUAAUGCCGAAGGUCACCUUGUUGUUUCCGAUGACAGCGAACUUGUGAAGCAAGGUUGCAGCAAGUCUUUUGCUCAAUUCCCUAAAGGAUGCUUCUUCACAUCCUCUGGAGGUCUGCGAAGCUACGAGCAUCCAGUGAAUGAGCUGAAGGCCGUCCCGAGAGUGGACAGCUCCGGGGAGGUCUGCGGCUUGACAUUCAAAGUGGAUCAAGAUUCUCGGAAAGACAAAACCGGGAUGCCAAGAGUCGGGAGUGAUGCGAAUUGGUCUCAGCACUACUGAAGCUAAAAUCGAAGGCUCGACUUUUAUCAGGUAACAAAGCUUGCAUUUGUUCGUUCUGUUUGGGUCGAGCUUUUAUUUAAAAUAUCAUCAUCAAUCGUGUUCUUGCUGGGUUGGUUUUCUUGAUCUUGAUCUUGUUCUUGGCUGCAUUGUUACCGAGUUUUAUGUAUCUAUCUAUGGCUUUCUUUUUUUUGUUUUUAUAUGCCUGUAAACAAGAAAGAUGAUCUUUCAUGUUUAUGUGUCCUAACAUAUGAACCAAUUAUUGCAAUGGGGCUUGACUUAUUUUACCUGGAAAUAACAACCUGGAUUAUCGAACA
Molecule: messenger RNA, 1164 nt
Organism: Andrographis paniculata
Lineage: Eukaryota; Viridiplantae; Streptophyta; Magnoliopsida; Lamiales; Acanthaceae
Product: stem-specific protein TSJT1-like
Exons: 4
Coding region: 92-850 (252 amino acids)
Source: RefSeq, a predicted model, not a curated record